GACACUAUUAGCAGCGUACCGCACCUCCUAUCUGGCGAAAUGGAAGUUAAAAAUGCAAGCGCUGCAAUGCUCAGCAACUAUGAGGUGUUCAAACUCCUCACAGACUUGAAGGAGCAGAGAAAAGAUGCCGGGAAAAGCAAACACAGCGCCGGGCAGCAGAACCUCAACACGAUCAUGUAUGAGACUCUGAAGUACCUGUCGAAGACGCCGAGCAGCAGACAAAGUCCUGAGAUCGUCAAAGAGUUCCUCACCACUAUGAUGCCUCACAAACUCACCAAGGCAGAAAAACUACAACUGUUGAACCACCGACCACAAACUGCAGUGGAAAUUCAACUAAUGGUAGAGGAGAGUGAAGAGCGUUUGUCAGAAGAGCAGAUAGAGGAGCUCAUCCAGACCGUCGCAGACGUCCUACCAGGUGACCCGGAGCAGGAAAACGCUGACGCAGAGAUGGACGAGGGCUGAGGACAGUCAUGAUGCAGCCA
Messenger RNA from Nematolebias whitei (Rio pearlfish), 482 nucleotides. It is a transcript of the gene crcp, whose product is annotated as calcitonin gene-related peptide-receptor component protein. The record is from RefSeq and is a predicted model, not a curated record. The transcript has 6 exons. Bases 40 to 462 code for a protein of 140 amino acids. Gene Ontology annotation, biological process: transcription initiation at RNA polymerase III promoter. Lineage: Eukaryota; Metazoa; Chordata; Actinopteri; Cyprinodontiformes; Rivulidae. Gene Ontology annotation, cellular component: RNA polymerase III complex. Gene Ontology annotation, molecular function: nucleotide binding.